AUGGCCAGUGUAGUGGGAAAGCCCCUAUACACUGAUAAAUUUACUGCUCAUUAUGAGAAGAUAUCCUAUGCUAUGGUACUUGUGGAGGUAGAUGCUGCAUAUCCUCUGCCAGAUCAACUAGAGAUAGAAUUACCUUUUGGCCCAAUGGUACAAACUAUUGAAUAUGAUUGGAAACCUGUCUUUUGUAAUGACUGUUUGAAAUUUGGGCAUGAUUCUAUUGGUUGCUGGCACAAUACAAAGUGUGAUGAGGAGUUGGAUACUAAGGAAGGGGAAAGACCAAGAAGGCAGAGGAGAAGAGGAAAGAAGCAAGUUAAAGCUGUUAAACAAGCAUGGGUUGUGAAGAAGCCUGAAGUGAAUGCAGAAUCAGAACCACAGAAGGAAGCAAAUGCUGGGACUAGCACACAGGAGAACAUCUGUAGAAAUCCAAUGAAUGAAGGAAAUAUUGACAAAGGGAAGGAAAUUGCUGAAAUAAGGCAUGCUGGGAGAAGAGGACAACAGAUAGAUCCAGAUGUAAUGGGAUGUAUUGAAACCAGAGUUAAAGAACAUAAGGCUGAGAAAAUACAAAAAAAGAUUGCCCAGAGAUGGAAUGUUUGCUACAAUUAUUCAUAUGCUGUGAAUGGGAGAAUUUGGAUACUGUGGAGAUCUCACAUACAAGUACAGAAUGAUGGCCACCAAAGGGAGAGCCUAUGGAGGGACCUUAGACAGAUAAAUGCACAGGCUCAGGAAACAUGGCUGCUUAGUGGAGAUUUUAACAAUAUUCUAUCCUCUGAGGAUAGAAUAGGAUCCCCUAUAACUACUAUUGAAACACAGGGAUUUAAAGAUGUAAUUGAUGCUUUACAGCUAACCCCUCUUAGAGCUAAAGGAUGGCAUUACACUUGGACAAACAAACAAGGUACUGGUUCAAGAGUAUAUAGUAAGAUAGAUUGGGCUUUGGGGAACUACUGGUGGAUACAACAAUAUGGUCAUGUAGAAGCAGAUUUUAUGAAUCCAUUAGUUUCUGAUCAUUCCCCUAUCCUAAUAAAAUGUGGUAAGCAGAAGUUAUUGCAUCCUAAACCAUUUAGACUAUAUACAAAUGUCAUGGAGCUUCCACAAUUUCAGAGCAUUCUACAACAAGUUUGGAUUCAGAACUAUGAUGGAACACCUGUGCAACCGAUUUGGUGCAAACUGAAGACUAUGAAGACACUACUGAAGGACACUAAUGCCUAUAUGGCUUCAUACAAACAAAAGCUUGAGCAGGCAAGAGAAAAAUUGGUUAUUGUUCAGAACCAAAUUCAGCAAAAUCCUUUGGCACAUGGCUUAUUUGAUCUAGAGAAAGACACUUUCGCUGACAUUGAAAAAUGGAGCAAUGUUGAGGAACAAGUGAUGAGACAGAAGUCCAAGGCUAGCUGGAUUGAAUGCGGGGAUGCUAAUACAAAAUAUUUUCAUGCUCAGUGGAAGAUUAGAUCCAGCCAAAACAGCAUAACAUCCAUAUAUACUGAUACAGGAGUAAAGAUAACAGAUCCCAAAUUAGUUGAGCAGGAAUUCAUUAGUGUGUUUCAAUCUUUGAUGGGAGAUUGUGCUACUGAAAUACCAUGUACAAACACAACUGUAAUUAAAGAAGGACCAUGCUUAACUACAUCACAACAAAGAAGUCUAAUUCAGGAUGUUACAAAUGAGGAGAUCACAAAUGCAGUAUGGGAGAUGCCUAAAGACAAUGCACCAAGGGUUGAUGGGUUCCCUGUGGGGUUCUUUACCAGAAACUGGGAGACAGUGAAAAAGGAUAUAUUUGCAGUUGUGAAUUUUUUUUUCUACUAG
Messenger RNA from Nicotiana attenuata, 1794 nucleotides. RefSeq lists its product as uncharacterized. The record is from RefSeq and is a predicted model, not a curated record. The coding region runs from base 1 to 1794 and encodes 597 amino acids. NCBI's taxonomy places the organism in Eukaryota, Viridiplantae, Streptophyta, Magnoliopsida, Solanales, Solanaceae. The transcript has 4 exons.